CUUAGCCUAUAACAUGGACUACAAGAACCUCGAGCAUUAUGAUGCAGACAGGGGUGCAGGAACAGUUGCGGAUCGUACAUGGCUGGAUUCUGGAUCCUUCUGGUUGAAAGUAACUCCUGUGGGAUUCAGAAACAUUUUGAAUUUCAUUAAGGAGGAAUAUGGAGACCCUCCUAUUUAUAUAACAGAGAAUGGAGUAUCAGAACGAGAGUCAAUGAAUCUGAAUGAUGUUCACCGAAUCCACUACUAUGAUAACUAUAUCAAUCAGGCCCUAAAAGCAUAUUUGCUGGAUGGAAUAGACAUCCGUGGCUACGCUGCCUGGACGCUAAUGGACAAUCUGGAAUGGGCGACGGGUUUUGAUGACAAAUUUGGCUUUUUCUAUGUAAAUCGAUCAGAUCCUUCUUUACCACGUAUUCCUAAGAAAUCUGUCUGGCACUAUGCUACAAUAAUCAACUGCAAUGGCUUCAUAAGCCCAGGAGAAAUUCCACAUGAAUGUCAGAUCCACGAACCUGAUGUUGACAUCCCCGGUACUACUCCUCCAUCUCCUCCUGGUGAGGAACUGUUGGUUAGUUUCUUAGGCUUGGAAGUGUCAGCUCCUGAUGCUACACUGGCUCUCAAUGUCCUCUUCAGUCUCUCUAUUAUUGCAGCAGUCGCUGUUGUCCUCUUGGUGUAUGGACUCGUCAAAACAUCUAAGAAACAAAAACGUCCUGUAGAGGAACACAUUGACCUUGAGAAAAAAGACAAGUUCUGAACA
Messenger RNA from Sinocyclocheilus rhinocerous, 751 nucleotides. Its product is annotated as lactase-phlorizin hydrolase-like. The record is from RefSeq and is a predicted model, not a curated record. Bases 14 to 748 code for a protein of 244 amino acids. Gene Ontology annotation, molecular function: lactase activity. The transcript has 4 exons. Gene Ontology annotation, biological process: carbohydrate metabolic process. NCBI's taxonomy places the organism in Eukaryota, Metazoa, Chordata, Actinopteri, Cypriniformes, Cyprinidae.